Messenger RNA from Dichomitus squalens LYAD-421 SS1, 1738 nucleotides. Its product is annotated as MFS general substrate transporter. The transcript has 12 exons. Gene Ontology annotation, molecular function: transmembrane transporter activity. Gene Ontology annotation, biological process: transmembrane transport. The coding region runs from base 54 to 1466 and encodes 470 amino acids. The record is from RefSeq and is a predicted model, not a curated record. Lineage: Eukaryota; Fungi; Basidiomycota; Agaricomycetes; Polyporales; Polyporaceae.
CGCGACGACCAUCGUCAAGAGCUGCCUUCCGAAGACAAGGAAGUAGUGCAGAGAUGGCGUCGACAGAGGAAAGCUCGCUGCUGGCAUCGUCGUCGUCGUCGUCGUCGUCGGCAGAUUCAGAGAUCUUGAAGCAUGAUCUGCUCUAUCGACGCUUUUCUCCCUCGCAGAAGCGUGUCAUCGUAUCGCUGAUUGCUUAUGCCGCUCUGAUACCUUUCCUGGCGUCUGGAUCGUUCGUACCUUCUAUCCCGGAAAUCGCUCGAGAGCUCGGUACAACGGGUCCGAUUGUCAGCCUUGCAGUAAGCUUGUCACUGGCCACGGCAGCCUUAGGUAGUCUUACCUGGGCGACAUAUUCUGGCAGAUAUGGACGGCGUUACGUAUACGUCAGGUCUUUGCCAUGCUUCUGCCUCGGUUCAAUUGGGGUAGCGAACUCGCAUUCGGUGCCCACGCUCAUGUUCUGGCGGUUCGUUCAAGCAUUCGGGACAUCUAGUGCCAUGUCCGUCGGCGCCGGGGUCAUCGGAGACAUCUACCGCCUCGAGGAGCGAGGUUAUGCCAUGGGUAUAUUCUUUGGCGCCUCUCUCCUCGGCUCGACGAUUGCUCCUUUGUGCGGAGGCAUUGCGACGCAUUACGCCUCCUGGCGCUAUGCUCAGUGGGGACUGUUCUUCAUGGGCAUUACAGCGUUCGUUCCGGUAGCACUGUGGCUCCCGGAAACCCUAGACCCAGAGAAGCUCGACAGGAUCAAGGCGGAAGGGGCAGGUUUCAAGCUCCUCAACCCGUUUGCGAGCCUCGCACUUCUGCGCAGUCCGAAUAUCUUCGUUUUGACAAUUGCCGGGACGGCUGCUCUGAUCACCGACUUCGUCAUGAUGGUUCCUCUUGCCUACACGGUUGGAGUGCAAUAUGGCAUAACGAACGAGGCCAUCGUAGGAGCGCUCUUCCUUCCUCUGGGCCUGGGGAACAUCAUCGGUGCUCCUCUCGCGGGGCAUAUGGCUGAUAGGGCCGUCGUCUCUUGGCGUAAGCGACGGGGUGGUGUCUGGGUCCCGGAGGACCGUCUCCGCGCCACGUUCUGGGGAGCGGCGCUCUUUGUCCCAGGGUCGAUUCUCGCAACGGGCCUGACGAUGAAGUACGUCAAGGGAAUUCCGGGGAUCUGCCUCAUCAUCGUCUGGCUGUUCAUGAACGGCAUAGGGGUGGACAUCGUCUUGACCCCCAGCUCUUCGUACUACGUCGACAUUCUGCACAAUCGCAGCGCAGAGACCAUGGCCGCUAGCUCCUCGUUCCGUGCACUGAUCGCGGCGUUCGUGACGGCGGGCACGCUCCCCCUUAUCGAAUCAAUUGGCGUCACAGCAACGAACGCACUGUUUGCGUUCAUUGCGUGGCUAGGUUUCGGGCUAAUUCUGUUGACGAUCCGUUAUGGGGACCGCAUGCGGGCUUGGCAGGACAUUGGCUACACCACCACACGAGACACCUGUUAAGGUGUACGACGACAUUCACGACCAUAACAAGACGGCAAUUAUGUCGAGCAUCAGGAAUAGAUGGCCCUGCAUCAAUCGGGUGUCCGGAUGCGCGGCUGGCCUCACAGACGAAAGCACCCCCGGGCCUCCCAUUAUGCCGCAUAGACGGGGCACGAUUUUAUCUUCGUUCCCUAGCCAUUAUACUUCGCUGUCAGUGUCAAGAGUGUCAAGUAGACAUUUCUCAAAAGGCUUCUGAUGUUCCUGGAUAUGUCUCUCUUUGACCAAUGCAUAAU